Spinacia oleracea (spinach) is the source of this 1646-nucleotide messenger RNA. RefSeq names its product aspartic proteinase CDR1. Gene Ontology annotation, cellular component: extracellular region. Lineage: Eukaryota; Viridiplantae; Streptophyta; Magnoliopsida; Caryophyllales; Amaranthaceae. Gene Ontology annotation, biological process: proteolysis. The record is from RefSeq and is a predicted model, not a curated record. The transcript has a single exon. Gene Ontology annotation, molecular function: aspartic-type endopeptidase activity. The coding region runs from base 38 to 1471 and encodes 477 amino acids.
GUCCACUCAAACAAUAUUUUGACAAUAACCAACAUGCAUGAUGAGUUUGGUCACUGUCCUCAUACUCUUGUUAGUAUCAUCUUCAUCCUUAGAACUAACUAAUUCACUCUCGGUUAAAUCCAUACAUGAUCACCUAAUAUCUUCUAAUGGCCGCGUCUUCACGGUUCAUCUCAUCCACCGCGACUCACCACUCUCUCCCUACUACAAUCCCACCAUAACACCACAAGAGCACCCAAGGAGAGCACCCUUACGCUCAACCUCACGCGGCCACCACAAUAACAUUCACCCAUCCUCCUCCUCCUCGUAUUUAAUCCCUAAUGGUGGGGAUUACCUCAUAAAACUCGCCAUUGGCACCCCAAAGGUUGAAAUCAUAGCCGUGGCAGAUACUGGGAGCGACCUCAUAUGGGUACAAUGUUCACCUUGUAACACUUGCAUUCAAACAAAAUCUCAACCCUUUAUACCAAAGAAAUCCUCCUCGUUUCAUCCAAUCCCUUGUACUUCUCCUUCUUGCAACUAUCCACACAUUAUUCAAGGUUGCCUCCCUAAUAACACCAACAAGAGCUCAUCAUCAUCAUCAUCAUCAUCAUCAUCAUCAUCAUCAUCAUCAUCAUCAUCAUCAUCAUCAUCAUGUUUCUAUGAGGCUCUAUAUGGAGAUGGAACACAAAGUGUCGGCGUCCUAGCCAAGGAAACCAUUAGCUUACCUUCACCAAGUCAACCGUCCACCAUUAUUUUUGGGUGUGGGUUUUACCAGCGAGGCCAAGUUGGCAUCCAAGGAGAAGGGGUCGUUGGACUAGGGGCGGGCUCAUUGUCCCUAGUCUCGCAACUUGGUGCAUACAUUAACUACAAAUUCUCCUACUGCUUGGCACCCCUAGCUUCCGGGGUCCCUAGCAAACUAACCUUUGGGGCUCAUGUAACGAGCCCAAAAGUAGUAUCAACGCCCUUAACAACAGGACAUCAUUCAACAUUUUACUACCUUACACUCAAUGGCAUUAGCAUAGGGGAUAACAAUUCCUCAGUCCCUGUAGGCCAAGACAUAAUCAUCGACUCUGGUACCACCUUAACGUACCUACCACUUACCAUCUAUGAAGGCGUUAAGACUGCUUUGAGUACCGCGAUUAUGCUAACUCCGGUGCCUGAUCCGUUGCAAUUAUACGACCUUUGCUAUGAGACACAACCAUCACAAUCGACUGGCCGUAGCAGCCUUAAUGCUCCUGAUGUAGUGUUCCAUUUCAAAGGGGCUGAUAUUGUGUUAAAGGAAAUUAACACCUUCAUGACACUUAUAGGUCAAGGUUUAACAUGUUUGGCAAUGUCUUCUAUAGAAGGUACCCCUGUCUUUGGAAAUAUUGCGCAAGUUAAUUUUGAGGUUGGUUAUGAUUUACAUUCAAAGAAGGUUUCCUUUGCUCCAGCAGAUUGUACCAAGCACUGGAUGUCUAGAUCUCAUGGGCUAGAUUGGGCCAGAAGUGGCCCUUAAAAAAAAUCAACAUGGGCUUAUGGCCCUACUUUAAUUCCGCCUAAACUAGUGUAAGAUUGUCUCAUACUAGGCUAGAAGGAAGUAAUAUGAACCGCCACCAAUAAUCAUGUCAAGUGCAUGCAUUACCCAAAGGCCAUCUACAAGACAAUGGAAUUUGAGUUUUCCAAGUUUGUAG